AUGUGGAUUCUGCAGUCGACGGGAGAAUUCCUGAAUGGGAAGCGCGUAUGGCUCCGACCUGGCAAGCGUUACCUCUUCGGUAGGACCGAUGAGCCUGGCGUCUCUCAUGGCAGCAAAAGCCGUUCAGUCUCGCGCAAACACAUGUCCAUCGAGGUGGCUAAUGUGACACCCCGCGAUGGAACCUUCGCACACGCCCGGACAAAAGUCACCGUGACCGACCUUGGCUCGACGAAAGGAACCUUUGUGGACGGUGAGAAGCUCUCCGGUGAGCGCAUACUCGAUGGAACGGAGCACAGCAUCAUAUUGGCUAAGGCUGCUUAUACACUACAUCUCAAGUGGGAACCCGUCGUGCUCAGCUUCUCCUUCUCCUCCAGGGAGAUGAAGGCUGAAGAUCCUCUCGCCAAAGUCCGCGGCCGACUAGAAUCCCUCGACAUCAAAACCAUCGUCCCAUAUCUGGUGGACCAGACCACCCACGUGGUUCAAAAUAAACGCAACACGGCGAAAGGUCUGCAGGCCUUGAUCAACGGAAAACACAUUGUCAAAAAUUCAUACCUCGAUGCCAUCGAAUACGCAACUACCCCCACCGACUUGGAGAGCGAGGCCGCUCUUUCUCCUUUAGAAAGUGACUUCGAUUCAGCCUGGCCAGAUCCAAAUGAGCAUCUUCCUCCAGCGGGAAACGAGCCAACCAGUCGUCCUGCCGAAGCAUUUGCACCCAACCCGGAUCGAAUCAACAUCUUCGACAAAUAUACAUUUGUGUUCGGAGAUAUGACCCAGUUUGACAAUCUACAAGCAGCGAUCACAAAUGGGCACGGGAAAGCUCUUCAUUAUGAGGUCAAAGACGGCGAGACAACCGCUGCGGAAAUUGUACGAUUCAUGAAAAAAGCAGCAGGAAACCAGGGUGUCGGGAAUGAACGAGUUGGGAAAGGUGGUGUUGUUUUGGUGCGCUUCCGGUCCAAGGGGCACUACGAAACUUGGUCUAUUGAGGUGGGAAAUGAAGUCGCUUUGAUGACGGACCAACGUGUGAUUGAGCAGCGCGAGUUUCUUGAUGCCAUUCUGAGCAACGACGCUGCCCCGUUAUGUCGCCCACUGCCGCAUGAAGAAGGAUCCAGCCAGGUUUCCAUCACUCCAGCACCCGAAGAGCCAUCGCCGCCAUCACCACCACCAGUGGUUCGAGAUGAGCCCUCUACAUCGAUCUCGCCACCAGCGCCAAGCCAACCGCCUACAUCACGCCUCAAAGCAGGUCGUGAACGCAAAUACGUGAGCAAGAUGAAAACAUUCGAUGAUGGAUUCGAUAUGGACUCUAUCCCCGCCUAUGAGUCAGGGCCAGAUGAGACCGUCGAUACACAACCCAUAGAUUUCGAGCCCAUCGAGCAGUCAAACCCAGAUCAGACCAUGCCAACAGUGGAGGAGAACGAAGAUGCUGAUCAAGAUGCCGUGUCUGAUCUGCUUCCUGGUGCACGGGCCAUGAAGCGCCGACGAGCGGAGAUGGGCGACGAUCAAACUAUGCCCGCCAAGCGCAUAAAAGCAGAAUCUGCCCCCAAACCCCGUCGCCGCAAGAUAGAUGUGCUUGAAGAAGCACGUAAACAUCGCGAGGAAGAAGAGAAACAGCAACAGAUCGAAAAGGACUCUGCCCUCUCGAAUGAAAUCGACAUGGAAAAACUACGCGAUCUUGCCAUUGUCGAGGAGAUGGAGUUACCCGUUCGGCAACCCCCUGCACGAGAGGAAAAUACGUCAGAUCGCUGGGACGACCAGUGGAACGGACGCAAGAACUUCAAGCGGUUUCGGCGUAAAGGAGAACCCCGUCAUGCUCGCCAACGUGUGCAAAGUGUCAUCGUACCGCUGGAAGAAGUCACUCGCAAAGAUUUCGGCAUCGGAGAACACUACUGGAGCAGCAAUCACAAGCCAUCUGAGCAAGCUCCGGUUGUGGAAGUGGAAGAGGAAGAGGAAGAGAAAGAACAACUAACGACAACGACCAGUCAACCUAGUCGGAAUGGGCGAUCAGUAUCACGGUCCCAGUUGUCUGUGCCAGAGACUUCUAUCCCUAAUCAAACCCCUGAAUCACAAAGCACCCUUGCUCGCAGUCGCAGCCAGAAACGGCCUCGCCCGGUGCAAGACUCGGAGAGUGACGAUGAACCCAAGUUCCGAUUUCGCCGCAAGCGGUAG
Molecule: messenger RNA, 2163 nt
Organism: Penicillium waksmanii
Lineage: Eukaryota; Fungi; Ascomycota; Eurotiomycetes; Eurotiales; Aspergillaceae
Product: DNA damage response protein RcaA
Exons: 5
Coding region: 1-2163 (720 amino acids)
Biological process (GO): double-strand break repair via homologous recombination; mitotic G2 DNA damage checkpoint signaling
Cellular component (GO): Mre11 complex
Molecular function (GO): damaged DNA binding; protein binding
Source: RefSeq, a predicted model, not a curated record